Messenger RNA from Moneuplotes crassus, 996 nucleotides. NCBI's taxonomy places the organism in Eukaryota, Ciliophora, Spirotrichea, Euplotida, Euplotidae. The record is from the annotation of a GenBank genome assembly.
AUGAAAAAUUUAGAUUUCUUCAGAACUCCAAAAUCAAGUAGCACUAAGUCUACUGUCUGUGGAGGCAUAAUCUCUUUAAUCUCAUUGCUUAUCCUCAUGCUAGUUGUUGUAUACCAGAUCGUUAACUUUGAGAAUAAGUCUGCGCUCCAGGGUUCUCUUAAUUCUGUUAUUAACCAAGUCAAGGUAGAAAAUGAUCAUAUCCAUGGCAAUUUAGCGAUAAUGGAAAUGAAUCUUACUCUUUACGAUAUCUCAUGACUUAUAAUUAACCCGAUGAUCACUUCAGAAGUCGACAGCAGUAUUAUCUCUGUUAAUAAUGUAUUCCAUAAAGUCAGGAUUUUCGAAGAGGACGGUGUUACUAAAUAUCUGGCAGACAACACAUUCGAAGAAGAACUCGAAAAAAUAGAUGAUGAGAAAGAAAUAAUAGAUCUGAUUAAGAAAAGUUUUAAAGAGAAUGAGUCAUGAAAUUUAUAUGCCAAGGUCUUUGUGCCAAAGACACUUGGCUCUAUUACUUUUGCCACUAUGGUAAAUCCCUUCGUGCUUGCCUUUACAGAUGCUGAAGGGUAUAACAUCGUGGUUAAGAAACACCAGUUCCACUCUUUGAAGUUCAAAAGUGCCUCUCAAGUAGCUCUGAUGGAGGAAGAUCCAAUGUUCAUGGACGCUUUUGAGGAAGAUGAAGGUCUUUUUGAUCGUAUUGGGGAUAUCGAUCAGAGCGAAUAUAUGAAUAAUGAUGAGCCUUCUCAUGUAGUUUAUUAUGCAACUGCAGUCCCACAUGUGAUAUACGACCAGUCAGAGAAGAAAGAUCUGUAUACUUAUAGUUACUCCCUGAACCAUAAUAAGAAGAAGCAUAUAGAUGUUUCUGGAGUUUCUCUGUUUUACGAUUUCUCUCCGCUGACUAUGAGAGUUACAAAGCGUACAAAUUCUUAUGCGAAGUUGAUCAUCAACAUCAGUGCUUCUGUAUGAGGGGUAUAUAGCCUCUUCAGUAUUUUCUCAAUAUAA